GAUAAUCUGGAAGACUUGCUCUUGAACCAGUUGAAGGAAGACAUUUUGGAAGACAGUCAAGAUUUUGGAAGUGUAACAAAAGCACAAGUUUGUGCCAUUAAAGCGUUCGCGGGACAGCCUAAACUUUUCGCCUGGAUUAAGAAAAAUAUGAAGUCACUGCAAGAUGUGAAGGUGGUAGUGGAGCUGGCCAGUGUGUCAGCGGGCGAAGUGGGGUAUGAACUGGACAAGGUCAAGUGUUUCCACGAUGCAGUCUUCGGAUACGCACCCUUCAUAUUCGAUCUAAACACGCAGAGUCGCUGGCGUGAAAUGAAACUGGCUUACAAAAGAGUGUUUUCCAAAUUGAAGACAGAUCCUCGUUUGCCCGAUAAAUACGAGGAUAGCGCGAGGCAUUUGUCUUGGUUUGAAAAAGCAAUAAACAGCCAAGGAUCAGGGGAGAAUAGUUCACUCGAAAGGGCAUCCCAAAUCAAUGGCACUGGUCUGUAUAUAGUAAAGUACGAGCCAAAAUCCGAAAAAAGUAGGAAAAUUCUCGUCGAACCAGAAGAUGUCGUGAAACUGCAGUACAAAGAAAAAGGCGAGGAAAGCAUGCAAUUUCGAACAAUGAAUUUGACAGAGUUGCGGGACCUUCUGAGUCGUUUGAUGUUGAUUGCGGGCAAGGAUAAGGAGGAUAAAGCGGAAAUCGUCGACGUUUUCAUAGCUAUGUUUCAAAACAUCGAAAGAUUGGCGUCUUCAUUCGUGACUUUGUAUAACUCUGGCUGUGCAUUUUUCAAUGGAUGGGCUGUUAACAUCAAAACUAAAUGUGACGAAAGCUCUUUGAUGGAAAAGUCUUCUUUGAAAAUUUCAUUAACUGAAGCUGGAAAGGAGUUAAGUCUGAAUACCCGUGAGACAAUUACGGAACUUUCAUUCCUCUGCGUGGUGCUCGAGUCCAUAAAAGCUAAAUGGGACCAGUAUGUUUUCAGCAUGCGAUGCAGACAUCCAACGCUAAAUGAGUUCAACAUGCAACAGUUGAAGGCCCUUUGCUCAGGGCUAGCCCAAUUCAAACGAGAUCAGAAAGGGAUAAACGUGAGCACAAAUUAUUACCUCCAGUCAAUUAAUCAAAACAUCACCCAGAAAGAAAUUUUCAAGUUUUUGAAUGAAGAGUACACUGAUGAUGGCAUAGAAACUGAAGAAAGAGAUUUGGCUGAUAAAUCAAAUCAGUUGAAUACCCUGGAAGAGUUAACAAACACAAAGUUAACUGAUGAAAGAAGCGCGUUGCUCAACAUGAUCGACUGUUUGAAAGUUGAGUUCGAUGGCGAUGAAACUCUAAUUAAGGCUGGAAUCCAAGCUAUUCGAAAUGAGACGAACGAUUCUGGUGGUAAUUUUGAAACGUCCAGCGCUCAGAACUGGAUUACGAAUCAUAGAAAAGAGGCUGACGUUGUCAAGAAUUUAUCCGAGCAAUUCGACGAUUAUUUCUCUUCACUAGAUAUAACUGGAAACACUGAAUCUGGCCUGGACAAGAAUGGAAACAAGGUUGAUGUUAGCGAGUUUGCGCAGAAGAUGGAACGAGUGUUUGACAAAUAUCUUUCAGGGAUCAAGAAAAACGCUCUAGACAAUUACGUGAACCUUUCCCAACUUGGUCACGUACUAAACAGGUGUCUGGCAACGAAGGCUGGAAAAUCAGGCGGAGCAUUGAAAUUCCCCGGACAUUUGAAACAAGGGAAUCCGAACUUGAUAGUUUGCGAUAAGCGUUCAGAUGUUAUUGUCCACCUUGUGUCGCUGUACAACUAUGUGUCGCAAAAUCUACCGUGCCUCAAUCAAGUUUUGCUGUGUAGCUCAAGAACGCCAGUUGCGGAAGUCGAACUGUUCAUUCUGCGGGCUCUUUUGGAUCCUCUGGACAAAGUGUAUGCAAUAGCCUUUGCCGAUGAACUAGAUCCAGCGUGUGGAGAUCAAAUAGAAAAACUGCUCUUCGAGAAAGUGAAAUUUCCAAACUCGUCUUACAAACUGAUUGUUUUCAACUACGACGAAAAUAGUCAGGUUUCGGUCGUUUUGGAGAAGUACAAAAGGCGAUUGGAAAAAGAAUCUGAACAAGAUUUAAGAGAUUAUCUUUGCCGAAACUUGAAAAAUUCGGAAAAUCCAAUAGAUAGCUUCAGGACUAGGCUUGUCACUUCAUCACAACCGUCUUCAGGCAAGUCCUUGCAUAUCAAUCGAUUGGAGAGCGAAGUGAGAAAGAAGAGCAAAGGGAGUUCUCGCCUCAUUCAACGUCUCUAUGACCGCAGUGUGGACUUCACUAGAUUGCUGGACUUCCUUUGGGAACACAAGACACGUUCUGGGCCGACUAUUAUUCACUUGGACGUAUCGCCCAAUGUGAGCGAGAACGUAGAUGAGCUUCUGUUUAAAAUGUGUGUACUAGGAGGUCUGUCAGAUGAGAGAGGCAAACUCUUUCUGACCAAGGCCAAUUUCUUCAUCGCGAUCGAAAUUCUCACACCCCAGGUUUCAUCCCCAUGGAAGCAGCUCUGCAACCUUUUCCCUUGUACAGUAUGUCUCUCUCCAAACCAAUGCUUGCAGAGGACUGAGGUAAAAACUGAUUCACGACGCUUCAUUGGACCAGAUGCAAAUCUCCUCAAAAGCCCAGAAUUCCAGAGAUCUUAUCAUUACCUGGAUGCGUCUAAUAAGGGCAGAGAUCUGUCUUCCUACACGUACAAGGACGAAAAGGAAGCAGAUCGGUUGGUAAUUGAAAUUUUGAAACAAAACAGUGGGCUAGAAAAUCCGACUUGGGCUCAAUUGACUUUCUUUGCAACAUUUCUGAACUUACAGCUGAUUGCAUGCGAGCGUAAUCACUUCGUGGGAUCUGGAGAGUUUCAAGGAUUCAAGAACUUCUAUAUCAAGCACUGUUUGAUUGCAAUGGCAAAGGACUUUGCUCUGCCCAGUUUGAGCAUCGCUGACAAUUCACCACUUUUCGGACUAAAUGAAAGUACGAGUAACUACGAAGUGCACCAGAUUCGAAGACGAUGGGAGAGCAGUCCACAUCCCUACGUCUUCAUCAAUUCCGACCAAAUGACUUUCACUUUUCUAGGGGUGCGAAUAACUAAUUCCAACCUUCUAGACUGCAAAGGAAACUUGCUGGCCCAAAAUGUGAUGAGCACUGAGCUGCAAGACAAGAUAAAACGUCAAGCAAUAGACGAGAAAAAUGUUUUGGAUGAGAACUUUGAUGAGCUUGAGCUGAAAGUGAAGCAAUUGAAACUGUGUCGUGUACUGGGGGUAGAACCCAGUCGAAUCCAGUUUGACGAUACUUAUGAGCUUACACAGGACAAUGUGAUGAAGCUAUUGGCGGUGUACAUGCGAUUCAGAUGCAACAUACCAGUGGUCAUAAUGGGUGAAACGGGCUGCGGGAAAACGAAACUAGUCGAGUACCUGUGUAACUUAUUGGCUAGAGGAGAAAAUGUUGAAAAUAAGAAAAUCGUGAAGGUUCACGGCGGCAUUACAAUGCAAGAUAUUAUUCAAAGCAUAGAAGAUGUUGAAAAAUUGGCUAUAGAAAACCGCAAAAAAUUUGGAGAAGAGUUUUUCACCGUUCUGUUUUUUGACGAGGCGAAUACAACAGAGGCAAUAUACGGUAUCAAGGAGGUAAUUUGUGAUUUUAGCGUGAAUGGUCGAAAACUAGAUCCGAAUUCGGGACUCAAAGUCAUUGUUGCGUGUAACCCGUACAGAAAACACAAAGAUAAAAUGAUCAAGAAACUUGAAUCUCAGGGGCUUGGGUACCAUGUCAAGGCCUCGGAAACGAGUGAAAAAUUAGACUCCGACAUCCCGAUGCGCCACCUGGUGUACCGGGUGAACCCCCUGCCCCCAAGUCUGCUCCCAUUGAUUUGGGAUUUCGGACAGCUUAGCAGCGAGGUUGAAAACAAGUACAUUGAGCAGAUUGUUUCAAAAAGAGCUGCCAGUAUGAGCCUGACACCUGGUGAUGUUCUCUUCAUAUGUCAUGUUUUGAGUCAAUCGCAAAAUUUUCUCCGCGAAAACCGAGAAGAAUGCCUGUUUGUGAGCUUGCGAGAUAUAGAACGCGCGAUGACAGUUCUACAGUUUUUCCACUCAAAACUAGCGUUACUAAUGACAAAAAUGAAAGAAAUGAGUCACAAACAAAGUGAAAUGAUCAACGAUGUUGCAAGGCUAAUGAUUUUAACGCUCGGAGUAUGCUAUCAUUCCUCUUUAGAAAGCCGCAGCCUGUUUCGAGAUGUAAUCGCAGCCUGUUUCACGGGCUCUUAUAGUCUGCCCAAUGGUCCAAACACUAUUUUGAAUGAACUUGAAAUGUGUAUGCAAGUUUUCAUACAAAAUAUCAUUUUAGACAGGAAAGCGAAUAUUGCAAAGAAUCUAGCUCUAACAGAAAAUGUGUUCAUGAUUAUCAUUUGUAUUGAGUUGAGAAUCCCACUGUUCCUGGUCGGCAAACCAGGCAGCUCGAAAUCUUUAGCGAAGACCAUUGUGAUUGAUGCGAUGCAAGGAGAAAGUUCCCGAAACGAGUUUUUCCAAUCUUUGAAGCAAGUUCAGAUGCUCUCAUUUCAGUGUUCGCCUCAUACACAGGCAGAUGGUAUCAUCAGUCUGUUCAAACAGGCGGCGCUGUAUCAGGAAGGGAAAAACUUGCAGCAGUUUGUGAGUGUGGUGGUGCUGGACGAAAUAGGCCUGGCAGAGGACUCAGCUAAGAUGCCCCUGAAGACGCUCCACCCUCUUCUAGAGGAGGGCUACGUGGAGAAUAAAUCGGAAAAACAAGACUGGGGAAAAGUGGGCUUCGUUGGAAUAUCGAAUUGGGCUCUAGAUCCAGCCAAAAUGAACCGGGGGAUUUUAGUCAGUCGAGGUAUUCCUAAUUCAGAGGAGUUGGUAAAGAGUGCCAGAGGUAUAUGCCGAGUGGAAAAUGAAGGGAAAAUAAUUGAUGGACUUAUUCAGCCAUUGGCCGAUGCGUACCAAAAAGUGUACAGUUCUCAAAUUGAAAAAGGGCUUGCCGAAUACUUUGGAUUGCGAGACUUCUAUGGCUUACUUAAAAUGCUUUAUAAGUUUCUGGUGUCAAAUAGACACCGUGGAAUCCAGUGGCAGAUUAUCCGACGUGCGAUUAGAAGAAACUUCGGAGAAAAAGGAGUGGAUUCUUUGACGGUGUUUGCCAAUGAACUGCAGGAAAAGCGAGUUUUCGACGAUGUGACUGUGAGUGAUGCUGCUGACACUUUGCAGCUAGUGCAUGAGAACAUCCAAGAAGCCGAGGAAAGGUCAAAAUUGACGGAAGAAGAACGAAGUUUGGACAAUGAAAGCAGAUACUUAUUGUUAAUGACUGAAAACUUUUCAGCGCUUCAGCUACUGCCCAAGGUUUUGAAAUUGAAAGAAUAUGAGGUGAUUUUUGGGUCAUCGUUUCCUCAUGAUCAACAGUACAUCCAGGUAUGCAAGAACAUUAAUAGGAUAAAAGUCUGCAUGGAAACGGGAAAGACUGUAGUACUACUGAACUUGGGGUCGCUCUAUGAGUCUCUAUACGAUGCGUUGAAUCAGUAUUACGUCUACUACGGAGGAAAGAGGUACGUCGAUCUUGGCUUGGGGACAAACAGAGUCAAGUGCAGUGUCUCCGAGAACUUCAGACUCAUCAUGAUUGAAGAAGAAAAAGUCGCGAGACACUUCCCGAUUCCUCUUUUGAAUCGGCUGGAGAAACAUUUCCUAGGAAUGGAAUCCGUUCUAAACUCUAACUUAAUGAAGCUACGAAAAAAACUGUCGGAUAAUUUGGAGGCGUUUUCAAAUGUCCCUAGAACUGACAAGGAAGAUUCUCUGUUUCAUGUGAGGGAUGCUUUUGUAGGGUAUCAAAUAGAUACCACCGCUUGUGUGUUGAUACAAGCUGAGAACAGCCUCCCUGUUAGAGCAACUGAUGAACAGCUUUUGGAAGCAGCUAGCCUCAAACUGGUUCAGACAUGUUCGAUUGAUGCAAUAAUUAGGUCAAAUUGUGACGUCCCCUCUUUCAACUUGCACAACUUGAAGGAAAUUUAUGGUUCGCAAGGACGAAAUAGUUUGUCUGAAUUCUUGUGGGAACAUUGCUACACUGGAUUUAAUGGCCCAACUCAGUCUGAGUUGAUUGAAAUUUCAACCUUCUGUAGAAUACCUUCAGCCAGAGAUAUGAAACAUUGCAAUACUAGUCUAAUGCAAAAAGAAAAAACACUGAUGUCCCCCGAAAGGCAUUUUGUAAUCAAUUUGAACGUAUUCAAAACCGAAAUUGAGUUUGCCGAAAGAGUGAAAGACUUCUAUCGUAUGGCAGCUAAGCACAAGCAGUUGACUAAAAUACUUUUCAUCACUUGCUCGAAAGGUCAAAAAUUUGUUUCUCUGAUUUCAUCAGCAAAGUACAAACUUCAGAAUCUGCAUGCGGACUACAAAAUUCCGAAACUGUACCACUUGUUCAUUGUCGAGCUUCCGAGGAACUGGUAUGAGUCAGACUACAGCAGUUUCUCAGUCGGAAAGUGGGAGAGUUUCCAUAUCGAUGAGCUCCUAAGAGCAGAAGAGCUUCAAAUUCUGUCCGAAGUUGCCAUCAAGCAGAGUAGGACGCUGAAGGACAUUUUUGCGCUUGAAAACGGCGAAUGUAGUAAAUUUCAAAAGAAACUGCUGCGUGAGGUAGUUUGCGAGGCAAUAGGACAAGAAUCGGGGGGUGACAAAAUUCAAAAGGUGACUAAUAUAUACCGUUUGCUGGACGAACGGCAUGAUCCGCGUUUGGAGACAGUGUUUCUACAGAAAGUGAGUGCGUUUAUUGAAAAAUCUGAUGAAAAUGCGGAGAUUCAAAAGUGGGUCACCCAGAAAGCGGCAAACUUACAGGACUUGAUUGAAUCGGGAACCAUUGAAACCGCUCUAUUCAAGGAACUGCAGGCUAGGAUAAAGCCUCACAUAGCUGAUUUCAUGAAAAUGAUUGAUCUCAACAAUAACAUCAAGCUGUUGUUCGAAGGAAAGUGGCAAAAAAACGCCUGGAUGCGGUUGUUUACCAUAAAAGACAUAUGUCGGGAGCGGACUGGAAACCUGAAUGAAGUCAAGUUUGAGUCCGUUUUCCCAUUCAGCAACGAAAUCAUUGUUAAAUUGAGCUCCCAGUGGACCGAUGCUCUGGAAAAUUGUAACGAUUUUGAAUUAGACGAUUGGCAGUUUUUCGUGCGUGAGUUUCAUAAGCAAGAAAAAGAAUUAGAAAAAGCAAUUAUUUCGAUUUCAGAAGAUAGAAGCGCUGUCGAUGCUUUCAUUCACGACUUGAUCAUGAACGAAUUCAUUUCAAUGAUGAGUAAGAGUUUUGUUCUGGACGAACAUGUUGAAAUGGCAAAAAAGUAUCUGAAAUUCAUCAUAGAUAACCAUUUAGCCGACUCCGAGACGCCCACUAUAGCAGUUGCUUAUGCCCAUUUCAAGAAGUUCUCGCCGCAUUUAUAUAAAGCAGCGCCAAUUUUGAAGUUUUUUGGAUCAAGCCUCAGAAUUCUUCAUCCUAACAACGGCAAAACGUUUGAUUCAGUGGUAGCUAAAGUUGCUCUGGAGUUGACAGAAUCGAUAGCAGAUAAUCUAAAGCCUGCGAACCUUCGCCGCCAAGAAAUUGAGGCGCUCGACCAGCGAGUAUCUGUUCUUAAAUUGUGCUCUGGAAUCGAACUUGAAGUCGAUGCUGCUUUCAAACUGAAGAAACUGUCCAUGUUUUCAACAUAUUUAACCCAAAUUUCUCAAAACUUAGAUGACGAUUUGACCGUUCAAAUUGCUUGCACUGCUUCUGAUAAAAUCUAUCAGUUUGCCGAUACAUCUAGCGCCGAUGACAAAGUUUUCGGAACUGAUCAAUUCCGAGCUCAAUUGCUGCUUUGUCUGAGUCAAUCGGCAGCUGCAAUCGAGCAAGCGACUGGCCAGAAGAGAUGUGCUUUUUGCAAGUCACUAGUGAAUAGUAAUGAAUCAGCCGCUUUUUCUCAUGAAUGCACCAUGCAAGAUGUACAUUACAGCAACAUGAUUGUGGCUCCAGAAGGGCCUCAGAAAUCAAUCUGGAAACAGUUUUGGCUCAAUAUUUCAAAUGCAUUCCUGAGAAUCGUCAAAGAAAAUGUGAUAAAAGUUUGCGAUGAAGCUACGCUCCGCAAUUACAUUGAAGUUUGCCUGAUUUAUAAACGACGAAAAAGUAAAAAAGAUGCGGCAUGGAUUACGGAACAGAUCAAACAGGGGCUACUAACUUUUAUAGCGACCAGCGAACAUUGGGGAAAAUCACUGGACAAACUCAUUGUGAAUAUCGUAAACGACGAUAAAAAGUCAAAUAUAAUUGAUCUAGCACGAACAUACAAGCUGCUUUUGUCAGUUUUCGAAUUUGUUUAUCAACACGAAAGUUUUUUCGAUUUAGAUGAUGUUAGUCAAGCUAAAAGCACUGUUAGUCAGAUUCGAUUAGUCGCUAAAGUGAAAAUUGAACUUUUGGAAUUUGUAAGCAAAUCUGUUGUUCCUUAUGCACAGGUCGAAGAUGGUCACGUGCUUCACGAAACGAUUCCCCGUAUUGCUAAGGAAAUAUUAGAAAAGGGAGGAGAAAGCGCAGAAUAUGCUCGAAAGUAUUUUAUUCAGAUCAUUUGUCGUAACUUUGGUUUGGACAUGUAUCAAAAGGUGAAGUCAGUCCCACAACUUGAACCAUUAAUUCCCCGAAUUCUGCUGAUUUCUAAGAAUGAAGGCUUCUCUGACGUUUUCCUAGUGCUGGGAUCUAGCUAUCAAAUGCCGUUUAACAAAGCAUAUAUUGAGUUGGUCACCAAUGUUGACACAGCUAUUGAUACUUUGAGAGCAGUUAAAGAUCUACAGUUAAGAAACUUGGUCGUCUACCAGUUGCUGGCGGAAAUGAGGUCAAAACAGUUUGCAGCAAAAAACGCGACAAAGUUCGAGCAGCUAAUAGGUGAAAAUAGUAAAACAAUGCGUUUAAGUAUUAGCGUAACCAAUAAAAACGAUAAACUUGCUCCAAACAUGGGCAAUUUGAGGCACCUUCUUUUCUUCUUUCAAACAUUUCUGGAGGUGAACGAAAACUGUGGGUUCAUGAAACCCUUCAAAGACAUCUUUGAUGCAAGGGGAAGAGUGAACGGACUCUAUCUGCCGACGUUCCCUGAUAGCGGAGCGAGGCGUGCCAAAAUAGUCGAGAAUGCUCUGCAAGAUGAAUUGACGACUUGGAACAAAUGCCCAAAUGGUCAUUUCUACAUAAUUUCGGCGUGCGGAAUGCCAAUGCAACGAGGUCUGUGUCCAGAAUGUAAAAAACGUAUAGGGGGCGAAGACCAUGAAUAUGCAGCCGGCAAUAAAAUGGCAGCGAAGCGUGGUGGUAAUGUAAGCGUGACAAAUGAGACGUCAAUAACUGGAUAUUCUGCAGAGCCUAACUUGAACUCUUUUGACAGAGAUUUCCUUAACGCAUUUAAUGGAAGUGUGAUGCAAUUUUUUGUUCACGCGGUUUUGUAUGUCUGCAAGCAACAUGAAGAAAUGUUGCACUGUGCUCGAAAGAAUAUAGCAGAAAUUUCGAGGAAUUCCGUUAAUAGAAGUGAAGAAGACGUCAUAAAGUUCCUGCUGACUGUUAUAAUCGAUGCCUCGACAAAACCAGUACAAGGAUCGUUCGAUAACGAGGAACAGCGAGAAUUAUUUGAAAUUGCUUUCAUAGAAAUUAUUAACGAUGCACAGCGAAAGUUGCCAGAAGUUAUCUCAAAUUACUAUGGGAUGUUUCAAAACGAUUGCAGAAACGAGUCAAACAGCCUAAAGCAGUUUCUGGAAGAUAAUGAGGACAACUCUUCUGAGAAACUCGUCAACAUACUUGAAAACAGAAGCUAUUGGCGAUUAAUUCCUAAGGUGAGCUUGGCCGGUGUGCGAAGUGAGUUAAACAUAAACGUUGCAAAGUACAAAUUACUUGACUGUAUCUUCAAAAAUAAAGAGUGGAUGACAAAACUUGCACAUAUUCCGGAUCUAUUUGAACUUUUCAACAACCUUGUUGAGUAUUACGAUCCGGAUACAUCAAAUAGAGUGAAAACAUUUGAUGAAUUUUCUCGUCAGACUCGAAUCCCGGAGAAGGUGAGAAGGCGAAUGAGAGAAACAGCUAGAGUUUUCUGUGAACUGUGGAACUCAGAAGUCAGACAAACGCCUUCGAUUGGAGGUCUGAGCUGCGGCUACACAGACAGGUUGAACUUGGACUCUCCUUUGAAAUAUUUCCUUCCAACUCGCCAUGUGAGCAACUGCUGUGCUCUGGUCACUGUGAAUACUCUAGUCGACAAAAACAACGAAUUCAUUGUGGCUUACCGAUCGGCACUGAAAAUAGAAACUCCAGCUAUGACGCUGAAAAAUGGUGUCGUGAAGAAGGAGCAUGUUGUUUGCGUGCCCAAUGUCGAGCGGGAGUUGCUCUCAGUUCUUGCCAACUUCGCAACAAUAGACAAUCAGUCAAAACGAGUGAACUUCGACUUAAAUGCGAUAGAAUGCGCGAUUGGCCAUCAGUUUUUCCUGUUCAAGCCUCUAAUCAGCAUGAAUGUAAUGAAACUGCUGACAAAGUCUUCAAGCACCAAAAACGCACUGAGUAACGCCCGAAAUUGCAUCGCUUCGGAGGAGAAAUUGGCCCCUAGUGAGAAGAAGAAGAUCCAAAGCAGGUAUACAGACAUGCCAGAAGUGUGCAAGAUGCUGCGACAACUGGUGCUCCUGAUGAAGUACCUGGACGAGAAUAGAACAGACGACCCCAAGCAAACCAUCGGUCAAUUCCUCGAGAACAUCAAUAUAGAGGCAAUGUCAGGAAUCAGAGACAUCAGACUUGAGUCGUGUGUGUUUCUCUGGCAAGCACUGGCUCUACAGCGAACGACACUAAUGCUGGAACACAGGGGCGAAGAACCCUAUCAAGGGAUGCUACCCGAAUACAGAGAUAAACUCGACUCGCCUCAGAAAAAAGCCCUGAACAAAUUGUCGAGCAAGGAGAAAUAUUUGUUGCUGACUUACUUGAACGAAAUGAUAGUUCUGUAUUUAGAUGUCCCUGAUUUAAUGAAGCCAGAUUACCAUAUUGUAACGCAGUGCUUCGAGGCAUGGUACUUAGAGGACGAAGAACUCGCCAGUUUGGAUCUACCAGAGUGGUGUCAACUCAGAUACGCCGAAGACAUCGUCAAGCAUCUGAUCGAAAGCAUAAACUGAAAAUAAGGGAAUCACAUUUGCUAUUAAAUCAUCUUCUGUUUCAUCUUCUGAGUUAACUUGAACGAUAUCUGCACAAUUAAUCUGAAAAAAAAAAACAGAUAUAGUGUCUCAAAUAUUUACCGACCGAAGUAUAAACCAACCAAAAGCGCUGAGUAAAUAACCCAGCCGAACUAUUACUUAAAUGAAUAAAACUUGCGUGACUAUUGUAACUGUUACCUAAGUAGAACAUAACAAUUAUAGAACAAUAACGCACAUUCCAAUGCUUUAUAUGAUAGCUUUUUGCUCCGAUUUUAGAAGAAGAAAAAAGAGGAAUAUAUAUGCUCGGGGUGGUUAUUUUUAUUCAGAACACUUACAAAACUCUUAUCCGUUGAUCUCUUGAUCUGCAUGGGCCAAACGAGUGUGCACAUCACUUUACUAACCUGCCAAGAGUAUGUCCAUAAAUGCUCGUGUUAAUAAAAACCAAUUAGCUGCCUUAAUUCAGUUUAUAACGAUUUUGUAGUGCCGUAUUAUAAAGCGAGCAGUUUUGGACAUACUAAUGACAGGUUAGUAUAAUGGGGUGCACUACAAAGUCGUUCGAAAUUGAAUUCAGGCAGAUUAUUGGUUUUAGUAAUCCAUAC
Symsagittifera roscoffensis is the source of this 11702-nucleotide messenger RNA. Its product is annotated as E3 ubiquitin-protein ligase rnf213-alpha-like. The record is from RefSeq and is a predicted model, not a curated record. NCBI's taxonomy places the organism in Eukaryota, Metazoa, Xenacoelomorpha, Acoela, Convolutidae. Gene Ontology annotation, molecular function: ATP hydrolysis activity; ubiquitin-protein transferase activity.